Gopherus evgoodei (Goodes thornscrub tortoise) is the source of this 2967-nucleotide messenger RNA. It is a transcript of the gene FN3K, whose product is annotated as fructosamine 3 kinase. The coding region runs from base 486 to 1415 and encodes 309 amino acids. The transcript has 6 exons. Gene Ontology annotation, biological process: fructosamine metabolic process. The record is from RefSeq and is a predicted model, not a curated record. NCBI's taxonomy places the organism in Eukaryota, Metazoa, Chordata, Testudines, Testudinidae.
AUACAACACCACCACCACCAAACUCUGCCUCUUGCACAGUCUUUCAUAAAACACAACCCGUUCAUGUUAUUGUGUGUAGUUUUAAUUGCUGAGCUCCCUCUGGUGGUUGAUGAUUUAAACUGUAUCUCUUUGGUACCCAUGUGAGCAGGGGAGAGGCAAAGAAGAGGUCAGUCCAUACUGUUACUUAGCGAGAGGAACUACAAAUACCAGAAGCUCUCGGGACAGCCAUCGAAGGACCCCAGGAUAUUUCAACAAAUUCAAUAUUUCCUAAAUAUCUAUUUUUUUUUUAAGUAAAGCUCUAAUCUCCAGAAAUAUUUUUGGGAAUUGACUGAUGUGGCUUUUCUAUCAACUGUUCUUUUUCUCUUUGGUGUGUGUCAAUUUCUACCUCGUAGCAAAGACACAGCGAAAAAGGAAGGACCCAGACCUUUAAUCCUGUUUUGCAGUGGAUUUAAGAAGAAACAAUUGCAACAGGCUGGAAUUAGCCAAUGGAAAAGCUCCUGAAAAUCGAACUGAAGACCUCCAUUCUGAAGGCAUUUGGGAGCGCAGGAGGAGGUUAUAUUAGCCAAGGGCAGAGCUAUGAAACUGACAGCGGGCGAGUGUUUGUGAAAAUCAAUCACAAGCCUCAGGCUAGAAAAAUGUUUGAAGGUGAAAUGGCAAGUUUAGAAGCUAUCCAGAAAACCAGCACACUGAGGGUGCCCCAGCCCAUUAAAGUGAUUGACCUUCCAGGAGAGGGUGCAAUGUUUGUCAUGGAAUAUCUGAAGAUGAAAAAUCUCAGCAAACACACUGCAAAGCUUGGAGAGCAGAUAGCAGAUCUUCACCUUCACAACCAGAAACUUGGAGAGAAAUUAAAAAAGGAAGGAAACACUGUUGGUAAAGGUGCAGGAUGUUCUGAACCUCAGUAUCUGGAUAAAUUUGGAUUCCAUACAGUCACAUGCUGUGGCUUUAUACAGCAGGUGAAUGAAUGGCAAAGUGAUUGGCCUACUUUCUUUAUAUGUCAUCGACUCCAAGCUCAAAUGGAUUUGAUUGAGAAAGCUUAUGGAGACAGAGAAGCAAGAGAACUGUGGUCACAGCUUAAUCUGAAGAUUCCUGAGAUGUUCUGUGAUGUGGAGAUUGUCCCUGCUCUUCUUCAUGGGGAUUUGUGGGCAGGAAAUGUUGCUGAGGAUGAUUUUGGGCCAAUUGUCUUUGAUCCUGCUUCUUUCUAUGGCCAUUCUGAAUUUGACUUAGCGAUUGCUGGGAUGUUUGGUGGCUUUAGUAGCUGUUUCUUCUCUGCCUACCACAGUAAAAUCCCCAAAGCUCCAGGUUUUGAGAAACGAAACAAGUUGUACCAGCUCUUUAAUUAUAUAAACCACUGGAACCAUUUUGGGACAGAGUACAGGGGAUCUACUCUAAAUGUAAUGAGAAAGCUCUUAAAAUAACCAUUUAGAGAGUGUUCCUCAAAGAGAAGCUAUCACAGUCUCUUACUAAUUCACAUAGCCUACUUGUUGAUAGCAACACAAGCUAGAAAGAGUGAAACAUUAAUGAGAGAAACCCACAUGGCAGAUGUAAAAGACGAGGGGGUCUUUGUACACAUUUGAGCCCACUAAAUGCUUGCAGUGGUUGUGUAAUUUCUGCAUCAUGUUCUAGUUUACUAGCAUAUAUCCACACUUGUGAGUUAGGAGAUUGUGCACAGUCUGUUAUUCAGUUGAUGAAACUCUACAUGUUUGAAAGCAGUUUGAUUGACAGCCUAAUCUCAUUCUCCAUGGGAUAACCUAGUUUUCCCCACUCUUUCAUGACUCUUGGCCCUUCCUGCCCUAUAAGGAUUUUAUUGUGGGGUUGUGGUAUUGGAAGUAAUCACUAAUUUAUCACUUCCUCCUGCUUUUCCAUUUUACUUUUCUCCUCUUUCUCUAUUCUCCUCCGUUCCCCUCUACCUACCUUCUAAAGGAUCAGCUCCAACAUCUGUUGAAGUCAGUGGGAGACUUUUUUGGCUUUGAGGGCAGUUGAACUGUGUCCUAAUUCAUUUGUAUAGUGCAGUCUAUGAGUUAGUAUUUCUUACAUUUAUUUUAAAUUAAAAUUUAUGACUUUCCUUUCUAAAGGAAAAUUUCAAUUCAACUGAUACCCCCUAAGAAUAGGUCUCUGCGCCUACUAUAGAAUUAAAUAUUUAAACAGAAGAUAGAUAACAAUAUAUUUUAUUUAAACCAGGCUUUUAAAAAACAUACUAAAAAAUUAUCUGCAAUGUAACAGUCUUAGCUGUUUGAGAAGAAGAAAACAGCAAUUCCAGAUACUAUAUUGAUUGGUACUCAAUACAUAUAAGUUAUAUACAAUUAAUCUGAAUAGAUAGUUGGGGAAACUACCAUAUUCCAUCAUUGCUGAUUUACUAAAGUAAAGGCACCCUGUCAAAAUGGUGAGGUCUAAAAUGUAAUUGUUUUAUACUUAUUUGCAGACUUCCUGUAAUUGUUUAUGACAGGGCUGCCUUCUCUACCCUUUGAAGCACUGCAAACAGGCAAGAUGCUUUUCAGAUUUAUCAGCACCAGAGUGUUAUUUAAGUCCCCUCCAACAGUUCAUGAGUAUAUCUUUGUGCAGUAACAGACAUGUGAACAUAAACUUCCCCCAUGCCUGCUUUCCAGGGAGGAAGGGGGAAAGAUCUCUUAAUUCUGUAUCCUGUCUCUUCCCCUUGUACUUCUUUCCUUUUUUUCCACUAUUCCCUGAUGAUGGGUUGAUUGUUCUCAGCAGUCUCCUGCCUAAUUAACAAACCUCUCCCAAUUAAAUCCACUCCAGGGGGAAUACCUAGCACCAUAGUGACGGGUUAGCUCUUGGUUCCUAGCACUCUUUCAAGUUGUUGAGUAGCUUUUCUUUUAAAAUAGAUUCUGCUUGCUUUCUUUAGCGUUAAAAAACAGAAUAGAUGUAGGUUGCUGAGGGGUAGCUAUGUUAGUCUGUAUCAGCAAAAACAAUGAGGAGUCCUUGUGGAACCAUAGAGACUAACCCAUUUAU